Molecule: messenger RNA, 1622 nt
Organism: Camellia sinensis
Lineage: Eukaryota; Viridiplantae; Streptophyta; Magnoliopsida; Ericales; Theaceae
Product: isocitrate dehydrogenase [NADP]
Biological process (GO): NADP+ metabolic process; isocitrate metabolic process
Cellular component (GO): mitochondrion
Molecular function (GO): NAD binding; isocitrate dehydrogenase (NADP+) activity; magnesium ion binding
Source: RefSeq, a predicted model, not a curated record
CAGAAAUCAUCGCCUCCCAGACAACUAUACAACUAGUAGUAGCAAAUGGCCCGAUAUUAUUUAUUCACUGUCUUUUUCCUCUGUUCUCCUUCAAGAACCUUAUUGCCCUGGUUCGUUUUAUGAAGUCGGAAGAGAGUCAUCGCAGAAAGAUGGAUUUUCAGAAAAUAAAGGUCACCAAUCCCAUUGUUGAAAUGGACGGAGAUGAGAUGACUCGAGUUUUUUGGAAAUCAAUCAAGGAUAAGCUUAUUUUCCCGUUUCUGGAGUUAGAUAUAAAGUACUUUGACCUUGGUCUCCCUUAUCGUGAUGUUACCAAUGAUAAAGUUACAGCUGAGAGUGCUGAAGCUACUCUUAAGUAUAAUGUAGCAAUUAAGUGUGCGACUAUAACUCCAGAUGAAGCUCGUGUUAAGGAGUUUAACUUGAAACAUAUGUGGAAGAGUCCAAAUGGGACCAUUAGAAACAUUUUAAAUGGCACGGUUUUUAGAGAACCAAUUAUUUGCCGAAACAUCCCCCGGCUUGUCCCAGGUUGGACCAAGCCAAUAUGCAUUGGGAGGCAUGCUUUUGGUGAUCAGUAUCGAGCUACCGAUGCAGUUAUUGAAGGAGCUGGAAAACUUAAAAUGGUGUUUGUACCAGAUGGACAAGGAGAGAAAACCGAGUUAGAGGUCUUUAAUUUCACUGGUGCUGGAGGAGUAGCUCUCUCAAUGUAUAACACUGACGAGUCCAUUUGUGCUUUUGCUGAGGCUUCAAUGAACACUGCUUACCAAAAACGGUGGCCACUUUAUCUUAGCACAAAAAAUACUAUUCUUAAGAAUUAUGAUGGAAGAUUCAAGGACAUUUUUCAAGAAGUUUAUGAGAGUCAAUGGAAAUCCAAGUUUGAGGCUGCAGGGAUAUGGUAUGAACAUCGUCUUAUUGAUGACAUGGUUGCUUAUGCUCUUAAGAGUGAAGGAGGUUAUGUGUGGGCAUGUAAGAAUUAUGAUGGAGAUGUUCAGAGUGAUUUUUUAGCACAAGGUUUUGGUUCUCUUGGUUUGAUGACAUCAGUGCUGGUGUGCCCAGAUGGAAAGACCAUUGAAGCUGAGGCAGCCCAUGGCACAGUCACCCGCCAUUAUAGGGUUCAUCAGAAAGGAGGUGAAACUAGCACAAAUAGCAUAGCAUCAAUUUUUGCUUGGUCAAGAGGACUUGCACACAGGGCAAGUUUAGAUGACAAUGCUAGACUGUUGGAUUUUACUCAAAAAUUGGAAGCAGCCUGUGUUGCAAGUGUUGAAUCGGGAAAAAUGACAAAGGAUCUUGCACUUCUAAUCCAUGGACCCCAGGUUACUAGUGCACAUUAUUUGAACACUGAAGAGUUCAUUGAUGCUGUGGCUGCGGAUUUGAGAGCGAGAUUGUCCUACAAAGCGAAGUUGUAAACUACCACUUGCUGACUUUGUUUAUGCAUGGCCAAAAUGUUUAGGCUGCCUUUUCAUUCAGUGCACAGCAAUAAUGCUAUCUGAUUUUAUGUUUAAUUGUCAAUAAAAUCUUUGGCAUCUUUUUAGCUAUGAAAUAGAGUGAAAGGGUAAAUGCUUUCUUUGCACUGUCUUGACUAAAUUUUUGUUAACCGUGAUUAUUGGAUAUUUUCACUGUUGCCAUUU